Molecule: messenger RNA, 2260 nt
Organism: Ostrea edulis (European flat oyster)
Lineage: Eukaryota; Metazoa; Mollusca; Bivalvia; Ostreida; Ostreidae
Product: golgin subfamily A member 6-like protein 22
Exons: 2
Coding region: 551-1657 (368 amino acids)
Source: RefSeq, a predicted model, not a curated record
GUCUAAAGAGAAAGUAAGCUUUUGUAUAUUUAUGUUUUGAAUUGCUCGAGUGCAAUUUUGUUAUUUGUUUUGUAUUUGUUUUAUUCACAUGUGUAUUGGAUAGUUGCAUGUAGUCCUAGGAAUAUUUUUUGGUAGUUAUUUUUUCUAUUUGUUCCAAUUACAUGUUUGAAUUGUUGAUCAAGAUUUAUUUGAUCAAUAAAUGUCUUUUCAACAUACAUAGAGUUUUUGUUGUAAAGUAAGGAGGAGGCAUAAAAGUCUUUAUAAUAGUCGAAAAUGUUACCAGAAUGAUUCAUAAAGGUCAUAAUUCGUUUUGUUUAUAUAUAGAAUUAAAGUGCUGAAUGCCACCUGCUUCUUUUCAAUUGUUUGACAAACCAGUAUCAAGUGAUCAUUAUCAUAAAAGAUAAUUCUAGUAGACGGUUUCUAGUGUUUGAAUAGCCACUUUGCAUUUUGAUAUCGACAGCUAACAUUGUAUUACAGUAAUUUACAAAGUGAAAAUUACAAAAAUUAAUAUGUUAUUUGAGGAUCAGGCAAUGUAAAACUGGAAUUGAACAUGACGGAGGGAGGCUUGUUCACGUCUGCACAUUCAGUAAGAAACUAUAGAAAAGAGAAAACCAUGACCCGUUCUAGCAUAAAAGACACUGGAAUACGUCCAUCGCCCUAUCAGGAAGAAAAGGACAUCAGAGAGAACAAACUCAACCCUAAAGAUACGGUUCGAGUAGAGGUCUUACAGGAAAAAAUUAAAAUAGAUUCCAAAAAUCACGAAAAGGAGAAAAGAAAGAUCACGUCCGAAAAGGACCACACUAUAAAUCGUCUGGAAACGGAUAACGAAAACCUCAAAAUCGAGGUGGUCAUGAAGUCCGACAAAAUUAAGCAGCUGGAUAUUGCCAAUGAUAAGAAGGACUUUCUACUUCAACAGAAAGAAAAUAUCAUCAAAGGGAUGCGCGAUGAAAACGAAAACCUCAAGCAGCGUGUUGAGGACCUUCAUCAGGAAAUAAAACACCUAGAAGGCGAAAGGGAAAAGAUUUCCGAAAAACAUAACCAGACAAUGUCGACGGUAGAGCGGCAAAGCGACAGAAUAAAGGAAAUGGAAGAAAGAAUCACGGCACUGAAAACUGAGCUCGAUAAAGUAAAAUCAGAAAGAGAAAUCCAUGAAAAGAAAAUGAUGGAGAAAAUUACGAUGAUGGGAGAUAAAAUGGAAGCCCGUGAAAAAGAAGCAAGAUGUCGCGAGGAAGAACGGGAGAGGAAGAUGGAAAAAAGAGAAAAACAGAGAGAAGAGGAAGCGAAACGGAGAGAGCGACUACGGGAAGAAGAAUCCAUAAAACGAGAGAGAAAAAACAGUGAAGAGGCCAAGAAAAACAUGCAAAGGGUGGAGGAGAAAAUGGAGAUGAUUAUGAGUCAACUCGUUCGCAGCACAAAUUUAAUACAAGAAGAUAUCAAAUCAAAUGCUAGAGGUAUACCCAGAAAUGACAAUUUAGUAAUCACGGAAGCGAAACAUUUUCAGAUCCAAAACGACAACCAUUAUUACGGAGAUCACAAUCAUGUAAGACAGCCAGACGCUGUCAACAGAGGAAGAAUACAACCACAAACUCUGUAUUCGUUUCCUGCGACUUCAUCACAAAGCAGAAGAAGGAUAAACCCACGAAAUCUGUACAGAUGAUGCUGUUUUAUCAUAAUGAUGAAAUACAUUUCAAACCAGAAGGGGGAUAAACCAACGACAUCUGAACAGAUGAUUGCUGUUAUAAAAUUUAGAAAUUCAUCUCAAAAUUAAGGAUUAUCUCCCUCGUGCAUAGCUCUUACCCUUGGACGAAUUUGGCUCCACUUGUUUGGCACGCUGUUUUUGGCUAUAUUUAGAUCUAAAACUUCAUAGUUAUUUCGGAUUUCAAACAUUUCGGUUGAGCAUCACUGAAGAGACAUUAUUUGUCGAAAUGCGCAUCUGGUGCAUCAAAAUUGGUACCGUAUACGUUUUACAUGAUGCUGUUUUAUUAUAAUGUUUCUGUGUUUUGUUCUUUAUUUGUGUUGUGUUUCUUACACAUGUGCAGUAUAUAGACACUAGAUUAAGUUACUAUGAACAUCUCUUCCAUAUAAUUGCUGUAAAUUUGAAUUGCAAAAUAGAUUUAUUUUCGAAUACUUCCGUUAACUUGAAAUUGCUCAACAUUUGGAUAUUGGGCCACAGAUUGAUAUACAGUGGUUUUAUCAAUUUUAAUUUGUAUCAAAUGUAGUCUUGCUAAAUAAAAGAAUGCUUUCUAAAAGAAAUCAAAAG